Molecule: messenger RNA, 2973 nt
Organism: Diaporthe amygdali
Lineage: Eukaryota; Fungi; Ascomycota; Sordariomycetes; Diaporthales; Diaporthaceae
Product: SacI domain-containing protein
Exons: 3
Coding region: 1-2973 (990 amino acids)
Biological process (GO): phosphatidylinositol dephosphorylation
Cellular component (GO): endoplasmic reticulum
Molecular function (GO): phosphatidylinositol-4-phosphate phosphatase activity
Source: RefSeq, a predicted model, not a curated record
AUGCCGUCCCUUGCGCGCAAAGUCAUCAUAGCUGCUGCAGUGGAUGGCCUUUUGAUACAGCCCCUUGCGACCAAGAAGGAACACAAACCCUCGCCGCCUGUCAGGCUACGUUAUGGAGAUGCUGCCAUCUCAUUUGUCUCCCGAGAUGGGCUGCAGGACCUGUCCAAGCCCAAUUCCUCGUUCGAGGCAUUCGGAGUCGUCGGUCUGAUCACGGUCUCUCGCUUCAGCUAUCUCGUAUCUAUCGUUCGCCGUAAACAAGUCGCUGUGAUCCGCGGCUCCCCAGUCUACGUCAUCACCGAAGUCGCCCUCACACCGUGCUCCUCCUACAACGAUGCCAGCGAGUCGAUUGCGAAGACUGCUGUACAGGUAGGAAACAAGGGUGCCGAUGAGACGACCGGGGAUGACACUGACACUGACGCUGGUGACGACACCGACACCGACACUGCUUCAAUUAAGAGCGACGAGGUGCCUACUGAUGACGAGCGGCCUGAUGCCCCAGACGGGUCUAAGCUUUCCGCCACAAGCGUUGCUAAGGAUGUGAUGACCAGGCGGGGCAGCUACGGCCGUUUCGCGCAACGGUGGUUUAGCAGCAGCGGCUGGACACUGGAGCAGAAACGGAGCAUGGGUCUCAGUCAGUCCGAAGAGAAUGUGAACAAGGCCGUGGAUAAGGCUGGCGAUAGCAACUUGCCAGGAGACUCGAAGUCCCCUGCUGCCACCAAGGAAGAUGUCACAUCGUCAGAAGCGGCCGGUGUACCUGUAGAGGAUGCCAAGGAGGAGAAGAUGGCGCCUCCAGCCUUGCUCCCAAAGCUUCUGCGGACCACUCAAAUCCUCUUUGGCUCUUCCCAGAGCUAUUUCUUUUCAUACGACUACGAUAUCACACGCAGCCUGUCGAAGCAACGCGAGGCGACUCCCCAGGGCGAUACGCCGCUUUACCGGAAGACCGAUCCUAUGUUCUUCUGGAAUCAAAACGUGAUACAGCCUUUUAUCGAUGCAGGGGUUGACUCCCUUGCGUUGCCGCUGAUGAAGGGGUUCGUGGGCCAGAGAACAUUUACUGUGGAUGCUCAACCGGAGCAGCUGGACGAAUACAAGGGCUCGGUUGAGAUGAAUGACUUCGCUACCAACUGGUCAACAUCGGCCCCAGAAUCCGAAGCAGCGAAUUCGUCGACUCCAAGUGGGAAGAUCUCAAUAACCCCAAGGUCCUCAGAGAGGCAGUUCGACAUCACUGUGAUUUCGAGGCGAUCAGUGAAAAGAGCCGGGUUGCGUUACUUAAGGCGGGGGAUCGACGAAGAAGGGUGGUGCGCCAACUCGGUCGAAACCGAGCAGAUACUCUCACCUGCCAUCAUUGACCCAAAGUCGAAAGUGUACUCCUUUCUACAGAUCAGAGGCAGUAUACCGGUCUUCUUCACGCAGAGCCCUUACUCGCUGAAACCCAGUCCAGUGUUCCAGCACUCAGAUGAUUCUAACUUUCAAGCUCUGAAGAAACAUUUCGAUCGACUUCAUCAGCAGUACGGAUCUCUUCAAAUCGCCAAUUUGGUGGAAAAACAUGGCGUUGAGGCGCCGAUUGGCCAGAAAUACGAGCACGGAAUGGAGCGAUACAAUGAGAGCAGUUCCAAGGAAGAUGUCGUACCUUUCGAGUGGUUUGACUUUCAUGACGCCUGCAGAGGCAUGAAGUUUGAAAACGUACAAAAGCUCAUUGACACGCUUCAAGAUCAGCUUGACACUCUCGGAAGCACCAUGGAAGAAGCCGGUGAGAUCAAAACACAACAGAAAGGCGUGAUACGGACGAACUGUAUGGACUGUUUGGACCGGACGAAUGUUUGUCAGAGUUCAUUUGCCAAGUACAUGCUUGACGCUCAGCUCAGAGAGCAAGGCUAUGACAUGACGACGCAGCUUGACCAGCUGAAUUCCUGGUUCAACACUUUGUGGGCCGACAACGGAGAUGCUAUUUCGAAACAGUACGCAUCCACUGCCGCCAUGAAGGGUGACUAUACGCGCACGAAAAAGAGGAACUACCGUGGUGCUUUGGCUGACGCUGGGCUGGGACUGACACGGUUCUUCAAUGGGAUGGUCAACGACUUCUUCCUUCAAGCCACCAUCGAUUUCCUCCUCGGAAAUGUCACAUCACUUGUUUUUGACGAAUUUGAAGCCAACAUGAUGACCAAAGACCCUGCAGUCUCUAUUCAGAAAGUGCGAGACCAGGCAAUAGAGCUUUGCCAGAAGCGUGUCGUCGAAGACGCCAAGGAGGAGUUCAUCGGGGGCUGGACUUUUCUCAGUCCCGCAGUUACAAAUAACCUCAUGGCUAGCCCCCUGCAGGAGGUCGUCUUCCUGCUAACCGACACCGCAAUUUACCUGUGCCGAUUUGACUGGAAUCUCGACAAAGUAUCAUCUUUUGACCGAGUGGAUCUGUCGCACGUCCAGUCGAUCAAGUCUGGGACGUAUAUUACUUCCACCGUGUCCGCAACCCAGACGGACGAAUCAAAGAACGUCGGCCUAGUCAUUGUGUAUGAGCCAGGCUCGAAUGAUUACCGACGUGUCAACACACGCUCCCUUUCCAGCACCAAGGACAAUGGGCAAGACGCUGCCUCCGAUAAUGCUUCAGCCCCUAAGACCACCAAUGUCUCGAGCUCAUCCCCAGUGCAGUCCAGGCUGACCGGCCUCCUGGGCCGGAAGGGCGGCGCCGCCCCCGCAGAGACCAAGAAGAUCACCCUCAAGGCGCCGUACACCAACUCAUCCCUCGCCGACCGUGGCGGCAAGGCCAACGCCUCCCGCAUGACGGAGAGUCAGCUCGUGGCGGCCGUUGCUCACGAGAUCGAGAGGCUGGCGUUCCUAAACCAGCCUGUCUCCGGGACAGCGGAAGCGAAGAGGCAGAGCAUCAUUGAGGAGGGCGACAUUGUGAGCUUGGUGGAGGCCAAGAGGAACGUGGGUAUAUUUGAGACCCUCGGAUAUAACCUUAAGAGGUUGGUUUGGGCGUAG